This is a messenger RNA of Cantharellus anzutake, 345 nucleotides long. RefSeq lists its product as uncharacterized. The transcript has 2 exons. Bases 1 to 345 code for a protein of 114 amino acids. NCBI's taxonomy places the organism in Eukaryota, Fungi, Basidiomycota, Agaricomycetes, Cantharellales, Hydnaceae. The record is from RefSeq and is a predicted model, not a curated record.
AUGGAGCCUAGAAGGGUGGCAGAUUUUCCCCCAGCUCUGCAAAGAGCUGACUCUAUGUGUGAAAGUGCAUAUGGUCCCAUGACCAACUCCAAUCCUGGUGAUGCCAGCAUUGGCCAACCCAAUCCUGACCAGAUUGUCCCUGGAGCUAUGAUGGCCCGAAUGAUGGUGGAGAUUACCCUGGACAUGGUAGCCUGGUGCAAACAGGAGGCUGAAAGAGCCAAUGACUGGUUGAUGAAAGCCCAGCUGUCUGGGUCUCAAACAGCUGGGUUUGAGUCUCUGUACUAUCAGCUGCUUGUAUCUCAAGCAGCUGACUGUGCUGCUGCAGUGGCCAGUGCUGAGUGCUGA